Molecule: messenger RNA, 3753 nt
Organism: Egretta garzetta (little egret)
Lineage: Eukaryota; Metazoa; Chordata; Aves; Pelecaniformes; Ardeidae
Gene: COL20A1
Product: collagen type XX alpha 1 chain
Exons: 34
Coding region: 1-3753 (1250 amino acids)
Molecular function (GO): protein binding
Source: RefSeq, a predicted model, not a curated record
AUGUUGCUUAUUUCGGUCCUGGUCACCAUGCUGAUUCGCACUUGUUUCUUUUUUGCCUGCCUGCCUGUGGCGAGCCACGUCUGGGGACGAGUGGGCCAAGGGUCAGGCCGGCUGAAACUCACUGUCCUUUCGGAAGACAGGCUCCAAAUGAAAUGGAAAGAGACUGAAGGGAACAUCAAUGGCUACAAAGUUCGGGUAAAGCCCAUGGCAGGGGACUCGGAGCAAGAAGUCAUGCUGAAAACCAAGACUCCCAAAGCCACAGUGGGGGGGCUGAGCCCUACCAAGGAAUACACACUGCAGGUCUAUGUGCUCAACGGCUCCCAGGAAGCCCUGUUUGCCAAGAGGAAAUUUGUGAAGAGAGAGUCUCCAGGAAAAGAAAAACCCACAAAGGAUUCGUUGAGGCGAGGUUCCCAGUUUCAGUGUGACACAUCUGCAGUGACUGAUAUUGUUCUGCUGGUGGAUGGAUCCUGGAGCAUCGGACGCAACAAUUUCAAGCUCAUUAAGGAGUUUCUGAGCAGUUUGAUUUCCCCAUUCAGUAUUGCCCAAAACAAGAUAAGAGUAGGGCUGUCCCAGUACAGCAGCGAUCCCCGCACAGAGUGGGAUCUGAGCGCUUACUCUACGAGGGACCAGGUGCUGGAGGCCGUGAAGAAUUUGCGAUACAAGGGCGGCAACACUUUUACAGGUCUGGCGCUGACCCACGUCCUGGAGCAGAAUCUGAAACCAGGCGCUGGUGCCCGGCUGGAGGCUGAGAAGUUGGUAGUACUCCUGACUGAUGGAAAAUCCCAGGACGAUGCCAACCUGGCUGCUCAAACAUUGAAAAACCUGGGCAUAGAGAUAUUUGCCAUUGGGGUGAAGAACGCGGAUGAAGCAGAGCUGAAGCAGGUGGCCUCGGAGCCGCUGGAGCUCACGGUGUACAACGUGCUGGAUUUCCCACUGCUGAGCUCUCUGGUUGGCAGGCUCACCCGGGUCCUGUGUGCCAGGAUCAAAGAGAAAAGCAAUAAGGAAAACGCAGGCAGCACUGUGAAAGAUAUUGCUGUGAACACGGGUCCCCAGCUGAGCCCAACAGACCUUAAAAUAUCAGCUGUGACCUCUAAGAGCAUGCACUUGACCUGGAGUCCUCCUCUGAGACCACCGAAGAAAUAUCGGAUUGUGUAUUACCCAUCUAAGGGUGGUAGCCCCAAAGAGGUGGUUUUAGAUGGAGCUGUCUCCUCCUUGCGGCUUUCCAAUUUGACCUCGCACACAGAGUACCUGGUGUCGGUGUUCCCUAUUUAUGACACAGUCGUUGGGGAUGGGCUGAGAGGCGUCACCUCCACAUUGCCUUUGUCUUCCCCUCGCUCCCUGCGCGUCUCCGAGCUGAGCCACAACAGCAUCAGGCUGAGCUGGAAGGCAGCCCAGGGCGCCACGCAGUACCUGGUGCUCUGCUCCGCAGCCCCCGACGGAGCAGAGGACUACACGAUGGAGGUGAAGGUGGCCCAGCCUGAGGUCCUGCUGGAUGGGCUGUCCCCCAGCACGGAGUACUCUGUUGCGGUAUAUGCGAUGUAUGGAGAAGACGCGAGUGAUCCAGCCAGCAUCCAGGAAACCACCCUGGCCUUGAGUCCUCCCAGAUACCUGAGCUUCUCCGAGCUCAGCCAUGCGUCCGUUCGAGUCAGUUGGGAGGCUGCGUCUCCGGCCGUGAAAGCUCACCGCGUCGCCUAUGUUUCUAGCAGGGGGAGCAACACUGGGGAGGUCGAGGUUCCUGGCACUGCAACAUCCACUGUCCUGAGACCUUUGUCCUCCCUCACCCAAUAUUUCAUCAGUGUCCGAUCUACGUAUGAUGAAGGGGACUCCUUUCCAAUUACCGGCAACGUUACCACCUUAAAGGUCCCCCCACCGCGUGCGCUGAAGGUGACUGAGCUCUCUGGGAACAGCCUCCGACUGCAGUGGGAAGCCCUUGCUGCCUCCGAUGUGGUUGUCUAUCAGAUCAAAUGGAGCACAGUCGGUGAAGAGAAGCCUCAGGAGCUCUCCAUCGCUGGAAACGUGGCAACUGCUGUCCUGCCAGGCUUGCAGAAGAACACUGACUAUAAAAUAUCCAUGUGGGCCUAUUACAAAGAUGGUGCUCGAAGCGACACGGUUUCUGUUCAGCACAGGACUAAUUCCAGGAGCCCACCCACCAACCUCUUCAUCGACUCGGAGACCUCCACCAGCCUCCAGGUCCACUGGACCCCCCCUGAUGGCCGCAUACAGCACUACAAAAUCACCUACAACCCUGUUUCUGAUGCUGGUGCUCAGCAAACAAUCAUGGCUUCUGGCAAAAGCAGCAGCGUGACCCUGCAGUCGCUGCUGCCUGACCGAGCCUACAAGGUGACUGUUUCUGCCAUCCACUACACAGGGGAGAGCGAGAGCACAUCCGUGACGGGGCGGACAGCCUGCCCCACCAUCAGCUCUACCGAAGGCUCCAUACGAGGGUUUGACAUGAUGGAAGCUUUUGGCUUAGUAGAAAAGGAAUAUGCCUCCAUUAAAGGCGUAGCUAUGGAGCCAUUCGUAUUCAGCGGUUCCCGUACCUUCACCCUCUUCAGAGACACGCAGCUCACCCAGAGAACCAGCGAUGUCCACCUCUUUGCAAUCCCACCCGAGCACACCAUCAGCAUCCUCCUGCGCCUCCUGCCCGAGACCCCCAAGGAGCCCUUCGCUGUGUGGCAAAUAACAGACGAGGACUUCCAGCCUCUCCUUGGUGUUAACCUUGACCCCAGUAAGAAAUCCUUGACGUAUUUCAAUCACGACUACAAGGCUGAUUUGCAGGAAGUCUCCUUUGACCAGCAGGAAGUGAAGAAGAUAUUCUAUGGGAGCUUCCAUAAGGUGCACGUGGCCGUGAGCCACUUCAAGAUCAAACUCUAUCUCGACUGUAAGAAAAUAGCAGAGAAACCUAUCAACACCAUCGGCAGCAUCUCCACCGCCGGCUUCAUCAUGCUGGGAAAAGUGACAAGGACUAGAGGGCCCAGGAGCGGGUCUGCAUCGUUCCAGCUGCAGUCUUUGCAGCUCGUGUGCAGCAGUGUCGGGGCAGAGGAAGACAGAUGCUGUGAUCUCCCUGCACUGAGGGACGAGGAGACCUGCCCUAGCUUAGCUCCUGCCUGCUCUUGUACUUCUGGCCACCCGGGCUUGCCAGGACCUCCAGGGCCCCCUGGCAGCCCCGGGAGGAGGGGACCGCAAGGGGAGCAGGGGGAGCCAGGCCCCAAGGGACCACCAGGAAUUAAAGGAGAGAAAGGAGACACUGGAAGUCCUGGCAUGCAGGGCAUUCCCGGUGUGCAGGGAGCUCCGGGCAGGGAUGGUCUUCAAGGUGCAAAGGGGGUGAGGGGACUCGAAGGCACAGCUGGACCUCCAGGACCUCCUGGACCAAGGGGUUUCCAAGGAGUGACAGGCUCCCGAGGCAGCAGUGGAGAGAAGGGACCUCCGGGUGACGUUGGGCCAACAGGGCUGCCCGGUCCAAAAGGAGAAAGAGGAGAGAAAGGGGAACCACAGUCCUUGGCCACAAUUUACCAGCUCGUUAGCCAGGCUUCUCACGUGUUGAAAUUUGACUCAUUUAUUCAUGAACAUGCAAGGAAGCCAGUUCCUGUUUGGGAAGAAAGGUUGAAACCAGGAGAACCAGGACCACCAGGCCCUCCGGGUCCCCCUGGAAGCAACGGAGAAAAAGGAGAAAAUGGCAUCCCUGGACAGCCAGGCAAAGAUGGGUAUCCUGGAGAAAGAGGUAUGGAGAGAAGUGUUCGUAAGCAUUUUUGA